Molecule: messenger RNA, 3692 nt
Organism: Cyprinodon variegatus (sheepshead minnow)
Lineage: Eukaryota; Metazoa; Chordata; Actinopteri; Cyprinodontiformes; Cyprinodontidae
Gene: usp44
Product: ubiquitin specific peptidase 44
Exons: 6
Coding region: 323-2560 (745 amino acids)
Biological process (GO): protein deubiquitination
Cellular component (GO): cytoplasm
Molecular function (GO): cysteine-type deubiquitinase activity; zinc ion binding
Source: RefSeq, a predicted model, not a curated record
ACCUCGCUUUAAAUGAUCACGAAUCAACUGGCAGCAUGAGAACAACAACAAAAACGUCACGUCUCGUGCACGCGCUGGAACUAACCACGCGAUGGAGAUUGACAAGAUGGCGAACAUUUUUAAAACAGGAGAGUAGCAACCGUGAAGGAGAGUGUCGAACCUAUACCAUGUCCUGGGACGUUCCCGUUUCUCUCCUCACUGUGGUUACCGUGGUACUAUGAAGCCAGUUUGACACCGACACGUGCACUCUCUGCCUCGCACACAAACCAACAGUCAGUUCUAGACUGACGCAGGCUGCCCGCUCGGCCGGCAGGCCUGUGUGAUGGACAGGUGUAAGCAUGUGGGGCGGCUGCGCCUGGCCCCAGACCACUCCAUCCUCAACCCUCAGAAAUGGCAUUGUGUGGACUGCAACACCACCGAGUCCGUUUGGGCCUGCCUGGGCUGCGCGCAUGUUGCGUGUGGUCGUUACAUCGAGGAACAUGCUCUUCAGCACUUCCAGCAGCAGCGCCACCCACUGGCAAUGGAGGUCAAUGAGCUCUAUGUUUUUUGCUACCUGUGCGACGACUAUGUGCUGAACGAUAACGCUACUGGAGACCUCAAGCUACUACGCAGCACUCUGAGCGCCAUUCAGAGCCAGCGCUAUGAGGUCACCACUCGCAGUGGGCGCACCCUCCGCUCCACUAGCGCUGCAGCAGAUGCUCUCAUACCCUGCGGUGCCAGCGAGCUGCAGCUGAGAGAUGAGGACCGAAUGUUUACUGCCCUCUGGCAUCGCCGCAGGGCUCUUAUCGGACGCACCUUCCGCUUUUGGUUUGGGCUGACUGAGUGUGGGAAGAGAAGAGAGGAAGAGGAGAGAAAGAGACAGCAGGAGGAGGAGCAGCGACGGGAGGCCAGGGAGAGACGGCGUGCUUUAAAGAGGCAGCUACAGGAAGAGCUGGAGAACGCUCCUCUGAGAAAGAGCAGGCGUUUGCGUCGGAAAAGCCAGAGAGUUGUGGAUACAGCAGUCGCACCAGCUGUUAAAAAGGAUCGCAAAAAGACUAAAGCUCAAGCGGCCUCGUCUCAAGCCCGCAGGCCACGGACUCAGAGUUCAGCCUCUGUUGCUCCUAAGAAAGCCAGGCAGGCAAAGAAGCCCCAGCCUGCUCCCAGAUCCCAGAGACGUUCCUCUAACGUCAAACCUAAAACCAGAACCCCAUCCAGCACAACUCGCACUGCCCAAACCCCAAUCCGCCGCAAGCAAAGUACCAAACAGGACGGCUCACCGUUCAAACGGCGUCCCACAGUCACUCCUGGAGUGACGGGUCUGAGAAAUUUAGGAAACACCUGCUAUAUGAACUCCAUCCUGCAGGUGCUAAGCCAUCUGCAUGUUUUCAGGGAGUGUUUUCUGCGUCUGGACCUGACCCAGGCUCUGGAGCUACUAGCUUCUGCCGUCCAUGGCCAACUAACUGUGAAGACCACAUCACAGUUUCCCCUGUCUCAAAGAAAGGGACUGCAGUCAACCUCGGGCUCCAGCACAGGGCUGAGCGGAGGGGCAUCGCGGGGCCGCAGCAUGGAGCUAAUCCAACCCAAAGAGCCCAGCUCAAAGCACAUCUCCCUUUGCCACGAGCUGCACACUUUGUUCCAGGUCAUGUGGUCCGGCAAGUGGGCGCUGGUCUCGCCUUUUGCCAUGCUCCACUCGGUGUGGCAGCUGAUCCCUGCGUUCAGGGGCUACGCUCAGCAGGACGCUCAGGAGUUCCUGUGCGAGUUGCUGGAUAAGGUGCAGCAGGAGCUGGAGAGCACCGGCAGGACCACGACCACGGCCGGAGUCCCACAGAAACGCCUCAUCAAGCAGGUUCUGAGUGUGGUCAACACCAUCUUCCACGGGCAGCUUCUCAGUCAGGUGACGUGCCUGGCCUGCAGCCAUCGCUCCAACACCGUGGAGCCUUUCUGGGAUUUAUCUCUGGAGUUCCCAGAGCGCUAUCACAGUAACAGCAGAGAGUCGGCCGCUCAGGCUUCGUGCCAUCUGACGGAGAUGUUGGCCAAGUUUACGGAAACGGAAGCGUUGGAGGGAAACAUCUAUGCCUGUGACCAGUGCAACGCUGCAGCCAGACGACGAACAUGCUCCAAAACUGUCAUCCUGACUGAAGCGCAGAAACAGUUGAUGGUCUACAAACUGCCUCAGGUCCUAAGACUUCACCUAAAACGCUUCAGGUGGUCCGGGCGAAACCAUCGGGAGAAGAUUGGCGUCCACGUCAGCUUCGACCAGCUCCUGAACAUGGAGCCCUACUGCUGCAGAGAAUCGUCGCCUAAAAGUGUGCCCUGCUCCAAUCCCAGCAGCCCCAGCUCCCCGGGGUCACCGCGCCCAAAGCACUUCCUGUAUGAGCUCUCCGCUGUAGUGAUGCAUCACGGGAAGGGCUUCGGGUCAGGCCACUACACCGCCUACUGCUACAACACAGAGGGAGGCUUCUGGGUUCACUGUAAUGACUCUAAGCUGAAUGUGUGUUCGGUGGACGAGGUCUGUCGGGCUCAGGCCUACAUCCUCUUCUACACACAGCGAGUAACUCAGGACAAAGACCGGCCACUCUAGAACCAGGACCCGUGAAGAAUCUUCACCUCCACUAUGUCCUGACCACGAUGUCAGCAAAGCCCCGUCUGAUGCUCUUCAGUAUUUCAUCAUAACCUGGGAUCAUGGAACUUUUCUUAUUUUUCUAAUUUUGAAAAAAAAAAGAAAAAGUGAGCGGCAGGAGUCCUUUUGUAAAAAUCCGGUUCUGCUUUGUGAACUUGUUGUAUAUGAUGUUUAUAUAUGUAGGUAAAGAAAAUGUUGUGAUUUAUGUACAUUUGUAUUUUAUAAAGAGAGUAUCAGCCAAGGUUUGUCUCUGUAGCAGCGGGCAGGGUGGGUGGGAUUCGCCUGCCGGCUCUUUGAUUGUAAAUCUUUUUAUCAGCUCAAAUGUUUCUCAGUCACUUUAGAUCUUUGAACUGGAUGUAGGUUAACAUGUCCGUCACUUAAGAAGAAAUCGGGAUGACAUUUGGUUCCUUCUACCAGAAAUGCACUAGUUUCUACAGUUUUGACUUUUCAUUUCAAUAAUGAUGGUUGUUUUUAAAAUAUGAAAAAAAUACAGGACAGAGUUUGUGCUAAAGUCGUCCUGCCUCUGAAGCAGAAUCUCUGCCAAAGCCUAGGAGGAAAGCUAAUUUGGAUUUUUUAUUUUAUCAUGCUGCCACCUUUCUGCUCCAGAAUGUAACAACUUAAGAGUCCCAAACAUCCCCCAACCAAACAAUAUUAGAAAAGUGUCCUUUUAUCAGAGUCCAGUAUUUUUAUAGUUCUUAUAAAUUCAGCAAAAGUGGAAUCUGCAGCACUGCGGUUCUACACAAACCAGCAUUUUGGAGCUAUGAAUGUAUUUUUAUAUGAACUGUAAAGGUUUUUACAAAAAAUGACCAUCAACUGUUAAAUUUUUUAUAUAACCCCCUCCAUCACCAGCAGCUGUUUAUGGAUUUUACUGUAUGAAUCUGGUUUGUUUAUAUUGAUCAUUGGGGAAGAAUCACAGCACACUUUACGUUUUCCUUUCACUGUCAGACGGUUUGUCGUUUCGGUUACUACUCCAUGGUGUGUUUGUGUUCAUGAGUGUGUGUAAAUUUUAUGAAAGUUAUGCUAUGCAAAUUGUUACCUCAGUUUUUAUUUCUGGAAAAAAUUACCUCAAUAAAUGAGAUUAUUUUUUCAUUUU